Messenger RNA from Ceratosolen solmsi marchali, 1034 nucleotides. It is a transcript of the gene borr, whose product is annotated as borealin-related. Gene Ontology annotation, cellular component: spindle midzone; chromosome passenger complex; chromosome, centromeric region. The record is from RefSeq and is a predicted model, not a curated record. The transcript is spliced from 2 exons. Bases 159 to 983 code for a protein of 274 amino acids. NCBI's taxonomy places the organism in Eukaryota, Metazoa, Arthropoda, Insecta, Hymenoptera, Agaonidae. Gene Ontology annotation, biological process: mitotic sister chromatid segregation.
AUAAUUGGCAACGCUGUCAACGUUGUAGGUAUUUGAACAGGCUAAAGUCGGUUGUGUUAUUGAGGUUUAUACCGCCAAUUUUUUCGGAGUUUCUUAUGGUUGUAAGGCAACAGAAUCAAUUUAUUCGAUUAUAUUAAACUCAGAAAAAAUCGAAAAAGAUGCCACGAACUAAACAGAGAAAAGUAAAACGAACUAGUGCCGGAUAUGAACAGAUUAGUCGCGAUUUUAAUAGAUUAGUACAGCUAAAAAUUCAUAAAUUAGAACUUGAUUUUAAAGGAUUGGAACAGAAAUUUGAUGCAUCCAUGCAGCUUGCAUUGAGUCGGUACCCGACGGAAAUUCAAAACUUAACGUUACGUGAACUAUUAACGAUUGAUGAUAGUCCAAAAAAAGAAAACAUUCCCCCAAAAACUCCCAGGAUCACUAAAGAGUCGAAGAAAAGUUCCUUUAAGCCACUGCGAAGUACAAAUCCAAAAAGAGUAACAGCAGUAUCUGACGAUGGUUACCAAAGUGAAUCAACGGUCAGUCAAGCAUCAAAAAUGAAUGUAAAACCUAAACGCCGGUCCAGAAGUGCGUCUCAAGACAAAACUAAAGAGAGAUUAAGAAGUUUGUCAAGAGAUAGAAAGUCAAAAUUAAAUGUCGCUAGUGCUCUGAAGACAAUUAAAAAGGACAAUAUGAAAACACCGUCGUCCAAACCAAUGCACAGUUUUGUAAUAACUCCAAAAGUGCGAUUAAACUCAGCCAUUAAUGUUUUGAGAAAGCCAAAAGAUGGAGAAAUGGUUUUCAGUACUCAAGGUAGUCCACUACUAGUUUCAACAACAGUAAACGAUAGAACAGCUAAUAUUAAUGUUCCUUUGAAGAAUGGAAAUAUCGUAUCAUUAUUGCCAUUUAAUGAAACAUCGCUUAUGGAUAAUUUACAUUUAGAUGACGAAACAAAGCACCAGUUAAAGAUCUUACAUAGCCAUCUUACAAAAGUUUUAGAUUAAUUAUUAUUUACUUGUAUAAGUACUUGUAUAAGUAAUAACAAAUAAUUUAGU